Pyrus x bretschneideri (Chinese white pear) is the source of this 1146-nucleotide messenger RNA. RefSeq names its product cytochrome c oxidase subunit 6a, mitochondrial. Gene Ontology annotation, molecular function: enzyme regulator activity. Lineage: Eukaryota; Viridiplantae; Streptophyta; Magnoliopsida; Rosales; Rosaceae. Gene Ontology annotation, cellular component: mitochondrial inner membrane. The coding region runs from base 85 to 411 and encodes 108 amino acids. The transcript has 4 exons. Gene Ontology annotation, biological process: mitochondrial electron transport, cytochrome c to oxygen. The record is from RefSeq and is a predicted model, not a curated record.
UUGUCUACAAUUGGUUUCGCAUUUUGCUGUAAGUUCUCUAAGCAAUACAACAUCAACGACUGACAGAUACAGCUUUGCUAAGAGAUGGCGAUGGCGAUGGUCCGAGGUGCUGGGCUUCGGACCGCCCUGCGUGGCGGCUCUCGAUCAGUUGCUCCUCCAAAGCGCUCCUUCUCCUCCUCUGCUGGACACAACGAUGCUCGUGAGGCGGACAAGUGGGAGAAGAUAACUUACUUAGGCAUUGCUGCCUGCACUAUUUUAACUUUUGUUAACCUGUCAAAGCCGCAUCCUCACCAUGAACCGCCUCCUCCAUACCCAUACUUGCAUAUCCGCAAUAAGGAAUUCCCAUGGGGAGGAGGGGGAGGGUGUCCGGUAGUCGACGGCCGGCACUCCGUUCUUAUGUUGAAUCGUUAGACUUGGACUACUUGGAUCUAACAGAAGACAUAACACAAAACCGAGCCCAGUGGUGUUCUAGGAUUUCAUAUAGCCGACCCCACUUAGUGGGAUAAGGCUUUGUUGUUGUUGUUGGUGUCUUUUAAAUAUAUCUUUCAUUUGAUUGCUACAUCUGGCAUCACAUUCUAAAACUUUGUAUUCACCUUAGCCAUUAUUUUUCAUCUUGGUUUUCGUUAGUACCAGUAUGUCAAGUGAAGAACAGGUUGUUCGGGUAGUAGUAGGAGCAUGUUUGAAUUGUUUUCACGACCUUAGAUGUAUUUUGAUAAUUUGAAAGAAAAAAAAAAGGAAAAAGGGAGACCAAUAUCUACCAAGUAUGUGAAAUGUUGUUCCCAAGUUGAUACCAAUUCUAGGACUGGAUUUUAGAAUAGCUGAAAUUGAAGCAUUGUUAAAGCUGGUACAUUCUUGUUCGUAGACAGAUGUGCGUGCAUAUUGGUAAAAAAGGUACGCUAUUUUGUUUUUCCAAAUUAACUUGCAUUAAAAACGAACACAAACUUCAAUUGCUUUUGUGCUCUGAACAGCUUUCUAAUUUGCCAACUUUUCCUUGCUGCAUUUGGAGAUAUUGAGAUGUUGAGGCAUUAUUGUUUUCUGUUUCUACUUGUUCACAAAGUUUCGUGUGUUUAUUCUCUUUCUCUUCAAGAAGUUUUGCUCGAAUAUCUUGAGCAUUUUCUUUGGUGUUCAGGUCCGGAUGGCCUUUUC